CCUCCAGCCUCUCUUCCCGCUGCGUGGGUGCCAUGGCAACGGAGAGAGCGGGCGACCUGGGUUCCGGAAGCCGGAGAGCUAAAGCUUGGAAGCUACCCCGGUCAAAGGAUGCUGAGUCCGGAGCGCCUAGCCCUACCGGACUACGAUUAUCUGGCUCAGCGACAUGUCCUCACGUACAUGGAGGAUGCAGUGUGCCAGCUGCUAGAGAAUAAGGAAGAUAUUAGCCAACAUGGCAUUGCCAGGUUCUUCACUGAAUAUUUUAACAGUGUAUGUCAGGGCACUCACAUUCUCUUUCGUGAAUUCAGCUUCAUCCAAGCCACCCCUCACAACAGAGCAUCUUUCUUACGGGCCUUCUGGAGAUGCUUCCGAACUGUGGGCAAAAAUGGCGAUUUGCUGACCAUGAAAGAAUAUCACUGUUUGCUGCAAUUACUGUGCCCAGAUUUCCCGCUGGAGCUCACUCAGAAAGCAGCCAGGAUUGUCCUCAUGGAUGAUGCCAUGGACUGCUUGAUGUCUUUUUCAGAUUUCCUUUUUGCCUUCCAGAUCCAGUUUUACUACUCAGAGUUCCUGGAGAGUGUGGCUGCCAUCUAUCAGGACCUCCUGUCAGGCAAGAACCCCAACACGGUGAUUGUGCCGACGUCAUCCAGCGGGCAGCACCGCCAGCGGCCUGCCGUGGGUGAGGCCAGCAUGCCAGAGGGGGUCGAGGCGUCCCUGUUCUACCAGUGCCUGGAGAACUUGUGUGACCGGCACAAGUACAGCUGCCCACCCCCAGCACUCAUCAAAGAGGUCCUAAGCAACGUUCAGAGACUGACCUUCUAUGGAUUCCUUAUGGCUCUCUCCAAGCAUCAUGGAAUCAACCAAGCCCUAGGAGCUUUGCCUGACAAAGCGGACCUGAUGCAUGACCCAGCCAUGGAUGAGGAGCUGGAACGGCUGCUGGCCCAGAUCCCAGGCCUCGUCAACUCAGUCACUGCCAGUGCAGAGGCCAGCUGCCUGCCUUCUCGGACUCCUCACCGGGUUGGCUUUUCCUGGAGAUCCCUCCAUCAUGCCCGCAAAGUGGAUGCAGAGAGUGAUGGCUCCACAGAAGAGACAGACGAGUCCGAGACUUGAGUCUGAAGGGUGCUGUCUACAACACCCUGUACCCAGCUCCCACCCAGCCCUUGGGACUCCUGCCCAAUCUUCUCUCCCGCCCAAGCCAUGCUGCCCUCUGCUGGUGAAAUGCUGAAUAACAGCCCCAGCCUAAGACCUGCCCCAGGGGUUCUGAUACCAGCCAACCCCAAGCAGUGACCCAAGAAAGCCAACAGCCUACUCUCCCUGUCCCUGUCAGCCUUUGCGCUUUAGUCCGACCCCAAGCUGACAGCAGAUUGAACUUGGCAUUAGCCUUUUGCUGAUGGUCCCCACAUGAGGUUCAUCUCCUCACAGCAACUCCAGGAAGGGGGAAGACCAUCAAUAGCCAUGGAGGGCCUUGCAUGCUCAGGUGAUACCAGUGGUGCCAGUAUUGGGAGGACAUGAUCACAGUGGCCUUCUGCUGGAGGAAUAGCCACUGGUCAUAGGAUGAAGGGUGGGCAAGUAGGACAUUUCAUUUUCAAAAACUGCUUCAAGUCUCCUGUUAAAUGUGAAAUGAAUAAAGUCCCUUGCGUCUGGUAA
Molecule: messenger RNA, 1641 nt
Organism: Hipposideros armiger (great roundleaf bat)
Lineage: Eukaryota; Metazoa; Chordata; Mammalia; Chiroptera; Hipposideridae
Gene: CSTPP1
Product: centriolar satellite-associated tubulin polyglutamylase complex regulator 1
Exons: 9
Coding region: 109-1104 (331 amino acids)
Source: RefSeq, a predicted model, not a curated record